AUGCUUCAAAGUCUUGUUUAAAAUGUUUGGAUUCCCACGAGGCCAGUUUGCGAGGAGAUUUGGGUAGGAAUGGGGUUGACGGGCUUUGUUGUUUUUAAAAUCAGGACUGCUGAUAAAAGAAGUAAAGCUUUGAAAGCUUUGAGUCAUGCACCUGCUCUAGGUCGUCAUUAACCAGGUUUCCCUGGAGCGCACA
Molecule: messenger RNA, 193 nt
Organism: Panthera uncia (snow leopard)
Lineage: Eukaryota; Metazoa; Chordata; Mammalia; Carnivora; Felidae
Product: ATP synthase subunit ATP5MJ, mitochondrial-like
Cellular component (GO): mitochondrion
Source: RefSeq, a predicted model, not a curated record